Molecule: messenger RNA, 1935 nt
Organism: Spizellomyces punctatus DAOM BR117
Lineage: Eukaryota; Fungi; Chytridiomycota; Chytridiomycetes; Spizellomycetales; Spizellomycetaceae
Exons: 9
Coding region: 360-1439 (359 amino acids)
Source: RefSeq, a predicted model, not a curated record
UGGGCAGGCAGUUUGGAAAAGGACCCCAAACACACACGUUGGUGGGAUGGUUCAUUAUGAUAACGUGCAAUAACUUUGUUUCAGCCCAGCCAAAAAGCAUUAAGCGAUAGUGGUGUUCAAAACACUUUGUUUUUGAUUUCUUCUUUCCAACAUUUGAAAGCUGAGCAAAGCUCCAAGAAAAGGCGCAUGGCUUCUUGUUCGUCCUACUCCAUGAUUUACUUUUUUUUUUUUGGCUUUACGAUAUUUAAUGGACAUGCUUUUUGUUAUAAAGGCGCACCCAGUACUCGUUUUCCAUCCGUUUUUGACUGUAGCGCCGUGACAUUACUGGGAUAACUGUUGCCUUCGCCAUUGGUUCAACUAUGAGGUUUACACUAUUCAGCAAUCGGCGUUUUCGCCUUGCUUUCUAUGCGUUCCUUUUCGCGGCCCUGAUUGCUCUAGUAGCCAUUCUGGGUGUCACUAAUCGCAAGCAGGGGAAAAGAAAAUUGGAGGCUUCCAGUCUUUUGGAUGCCUGCAGCGGGUUUCCUGCCCUCAACCCGACGAGCUCCUUGGCGGCCCAACGGGUUUUGAACGCUACAGGGGCCUUCGACCCCUUCGAGGUUUACUUGAGAUCGCUGAAUGUCGUGUUUGCGUCCAUGACAUUGGCUUCAUUCGACGUGCUCAAAGCCACUGCCACCUAUCGCUUUGAUUUUGUGGCUCUCGGGGACUUUAGCGAAGAUCCUACUGUGGAUCGUCCGCGACCAAAGUAUGAUUUGAACUUUACCAUACCAGGCGUUACAAGUAUGACUUUUGCCAAAGGCAAGGCCAUGCAGAGGCAGGACGUAACCAUCGGCCUGACGGGCGACGUCAAUGAUUAUCCGUUCGAUACUCAAGAGUCCGCUGUGAUUACUCUGGAAGGGGUAUUCCGCAACACCACCGCCGGCGCAAAUGCCACAGUAGCCGUCGUCCCAAUUGUGGCGGAGGCCUCGGGUUCGUCGCAGGGUUUCCGAAUUGAUUUCCCACCGGACCUUGCUUGUGCUGGUACCCUCGCAGAUGGAACUCCUGCCCAAAUUAUCGCGUCUGCAAAGAUAUCAAGGACUUUUACAACUCAGUUCUUCUCGGUCAUGGUUAGCAUCCUACUUUGGAUCCUUUCUUUGCUUGUUAUCAGCAUUUCCUUAAACAUUGUCAUGCGUGGACGGAAAGUGGAACCACCCGUGAUUGCCUUUUCCGCCGCCAUUCUGUUUGCAAUUCCGGGAGUGCGUAAUGCACAGCCAGGUAUCCCCCCCAUUGGAAGCAACGUUGAUGUCGUUGGUUUCUUCUGGAAUAUAUCCCUGUGCGCCGUUGGUGUCACAAUGCUUCUCGGUCGCUAUUUCUACCUGGCUACCACGACCCCGGACCCGGCCCCCCCGAAACCGCAACCGUCACAGCAGACCGUAGUCGAACAGAUCGUUAUAGAUAAAUAGACUGGAUCACUUGAGGAUGUUUUUCGUCAGCCGAGUAGAUCUUGGUUUGAUUGGAGAACAACUUUCAAUCACGGAUGCCGAACGGUAACCCUCCUGCACUACCGUCAGUGUGAGUUGGUAGCAACCAGAAUAGGAAUUUUCUAUUAAGACAAUGCGAAAGAAUCACCAAGUUGUACUACGCUAAUAUGCAAAACAGAGAAUGACACGCAGUAGGACAUAGAACGGUACAGAGUUGCACUGUGCCUCAGAGCAGUAUGAAGCUCGUUGAGGUCCGUUGGAAAGAUGACACGACCCUUACCAUUGUAUUGCCCGAGCGAAACAUACUGUCACUCAAACAACUUGGACGACCGCAAGCUUCAGUCCAGCUUGAAUCGAUAUACAGAAAAUCAUCUAUCCAAACCUUUUUAGCAUCCGUAGCUUGGGUUGGUGGAAAUACAUUUCGAAAACAUACGCAUGUAUUCAUUUACAAGUUCCGAAAAUCCAUUGCCUUUAAGAA